This is a messenger RNA of Lagopus leucura (white-tailed ptarmigan), 2021 nucleotides long. RefSeq names its product carboxyl ester lipase (gene CEL). Gene Ontology annotation, molecular function: neurexin family protein binding; triacylglycerol lipase activity; signaling receptor activity. Bases 245 to 1948 code for a protein of 567 amino acids. Gene Ontology annotation, cellular component: cell surface; postsynaptic specialization membrane; synapse. The transcript is spliced from 11 exons. Lineage: Eukaryota; Metazoa; Chordata; Aves; Galliformes; Phasianidae. The record is from RefSeq and is a predicted model, not a curated record. Gene Ontology annotation, biological process: modulation of chemical synaptic transmission; synaptic vesicle endocytosis; postsynaptic membrane assembly.
AAUCCAGGCCAUGGAGUUCAAUUCUCUUUCACUAUCUGAAUUUUGAUUGAGAUAUUUCCUUACACGUGGAUGGCCUUCAUCCCAUAGAAGCAACACCUGCAGGGCUCCCACACUGUGACACCAGCCUCCCUCAGCCAAGGUUUAGCCUUGGCCUAUUUAUGUACAAGGACUUACGCAGCAUAACUCAGAGCAAAAACUGCGUAAUGGCACUGGCACAUAGCUGCACUGCUACCUAUAUAUACAUAUGUUGGGCUGUGUUUGGAGGCAGGCUCCUCAGGUGCAUACCAUGGCUCGCUGGGCGACUCUGAGCUUUGCCUUGUGCUGCUGCCUCGGGGUGGCACAGGCUGCGACACUUGGUGUGGUGCUCACCGAGGGAGGUUUUGUGAAAGGCAAGAAUAAACGACGGGGACUCCUGGGGAGCUAUGUGGACAUCUUCAAAGGGAUCCCUUUUGCUGCCCCACCAAAGACACUGUACGACCCCCAGCCUCAUCCUGGCUGGGAAGGAACACUGGAAACAACAGAAUUUAAAAGUCGCUGCAUGCAGACAACGGUUGCACAAACUGAUGUCCGUGGGGAAGAGGACUGUCUCUAUCUGAACAUCUGGAUCCCUCAAGGGAGGAAAGAGGUCUCCACCAACUUGCCAGUGAUGGUCUGGAUCUACGGCGGUGCCUUCCUUCUUGGAGGGGGUCAGGGAGCCAACUUCCUUGACAAUUACCUCUAUGAUGGUGAGGAGAUUGCUGUGCGGGGCAAUGUGAUUGUGGUGACCUUCAACUAUCGUGUGGGGCCCCUGGGCUUCCUCAGCACUGGAGACGAAAACAUGCCAGGGAACUAUGGGCUGAAGGACCAGCAUAUGGCUAUUGCUUGGGUGAAGAGGAAUAUCAAGGCCUUUGGAGGGGAUCCAGACAACAUCACCAUCUUUGGGGAGUCAGCUGGUGCUGCUAGUGUCUCCCUGCAGAUGCUGUCCCCAAAGAAUGCCGGUCUGUUCAAGAGAGCCAUCAGCCAAAGUGGUGUCGGUUUGUGCAGCUGGGUCAUCCAAGACGACCCACUCACUUGGGCUAAAAAGGUUGGAGAGAAAGUGGGCUGCCCCACAGAUAACACCACAGUCUUGGCCAAUUGCAUCCGUGCCACUGACCCCAAAGACGUGACACUGGCCUUCCACUUGGAACUGGCCUCCCUGUCUGGUCCCGUGGUUCAUACACUCACCAUCACUCCCGUUGUUGAUGGAGACUUCCUCCCUGACUUGCCAGAAAACCUCUUUGCCAAUGCUGCUGACAUUGACUACAUUGCUGGGGUCAAUGACAUGGAUGGACAUUUAUUUGCUGGCGUUGAUAUACCUGCUAUCAACCGUCCAUUAGGGAAAAUGACUGCGAGCGAGUUCUUUGACUUGGUCGAAGGACUUACUGCAGAGAGGGGUGAGAGAGCAGCCACCCUGACGUACGAUCUCUACACAGAGACAUGGGGUGACAACCCAGGGCAAGAAGUCAUGAAGAAAACAGUGGUGGACCUGAUUACAGACUACAUUUUCCUGAUUCCCACGCAGUGGGCACUAAACCUGCACCAUCAGAAUGCCCGGACUGGCAAGACAUACAGCUAUUUGUUCUCCCAGCCAUCUCGAAUGCCCAUCUAUCCAAGCUGGGUAGGGGCAGACCACGCUGAUGACUUGCAGUACGUGUUUGGGAAACCCUUUGCCACCCCUCUAGGCUACCUGCCCAAGCACAGGAAAGUCUCAUCUGCCAUGAUUGCUUAUUGGACCAAUUUUGCCAAGACUGGUGACCCCAACAGUGGGGAUUCAAAGGUGCCUGUUACCUGGCCGGCCUACACCACUGAGGGUGGUUACUACCUGGAAAUCAACAAUAAAAUAAACUCUGAUUCAGUGAAACAGAAUCUGAGAACCCAAUAUGUGAACUACUGGAAUUCGGUCUAUUUAAAUCUGCCAAAGACAUCCUAGACUGUGGAGCUGCUCCAAGCAAAACCACCUUUUAAAGACAGACCGAGUUCAUUAAAGACUUGAUUGCAACUGA